Molecule: messenger RNA, 1412 nt
Organism: Aedes albopictus (Asian tiger mosquito)
Lineage: Eukaryota; Metazoa; Arthropoda; Insecta; Diptera; Culicidae
Product: phenoloxidase-activating factor 2
Exons: 4
Coding region: 54-1388 (444 amino acids)
Biological process (GO): proteolysis
Molecular function (GO): serine-type endopeptidase activity
Source: RefSeq, a predicted model, not a curated record
AAACUGUCGAACGUUAGUUAAUCUUCACAGUGAUCAUCAGUACUCGCAACAGAAUGGGAUACGGAGCGCUCAAGGUGGCCUUGUUGAUUGGAGUUUUGCACGGCUCUAUCACACUGGCAGCCGGCAAAUGUGAAGGCGUGUGUGUUAAAAUGGAUGAGUGUGAUAACACUUUCGGAGGAGUUGAUUUCGUAAACUUGAGGUUUGGCGAUGAAGACUAUGUAGAAGCUGAUUGUCCCCAUUACUUGGAGAUAUGCUGUGAUUUGGAGCAUGUUGUUACGACUGCUGCGCCCCCGCCAUCAUACUCUAUGGGAGGCAGUAAUUCUGGAGAAAAGGAUGAUCGCUCUGAUGAGCAUGAUCAGGAAGCAAGGGUUAACCCACCAGAAGCUACUAGUGAAAUCCCUCGUGUGCCCGCCGCGAACGAAGCAUCAAAGGAAAAAAGUUCUGAAGAAGUCAAAUCGGAAAACACAGAGCAACAAGGACGAAGCUCGAGUGAAGUGAUCCAAGAUACUGCCGUUCGCACCGCCGAACAAACAAAGAAAUUCGGAGAGUGUGGAAUGAGAAAUCCUGAUGGUAUCGCCUUCAAGGUUGCAAAUUCCAAAUUCAAUGAAACCGAGUUUGGUGAGUUCCCAUGGAUGGUUGCAGUCCUUCAGUUACAUGCAGCAGAAGAAACAGAGGCUUCGACUUAUGUGUGCGGUGGAUCACUGAUCGCGCCCAACGUAAUUUUAACUGCUGCUCACUGUGUGAUGGAUAAGGAAGCAGGUCAGCUAACUGUUCGAGCAGGUGAAUGGGAUACCAUGACCACCAAUGAAAUAUAUCCUCAUCAGGAACGCAAAGUAUCGUCGAUAAUUCUUCAUCCCAAUUUCAAUCGGAACCUACUUUUCAACGAUGUGGCCUUACUGGUGGUAGAAGAUCCAUUCACGGCUGCAGAAAACGUACAGCUUGCGUGUUUGCCACCACAAGGAAUGGACUUUAGCAGUGCAAACUGUUUUGCCGCCGGUUGGGGAAAGACAGCAUUUGAUGCCCACAGCUACCAUGAAAUCCUCAAAAGAGUUCCUCUACCCAUGGUUCAACGAGCCGAAUGCCAAAAUGCUCUCAGAACUACCAGGCUUGGCAACCGAUUCCGCUUGCAUGAGUCGUUCAUCUGUGCAGGCGGUGAGGAAGGUAUCGACACUUGCACUGGAGACGGUGGAUCUCCCCUUGUAUGCCCAGUUGAAGGCGUUCCGAACAAGUAUUACCAAGCCGGUAUUGUUGCUUGGGGUAUCAAUUGUGGCCAGACUGGUAUCCCCGGGGUUUACGUUCGUACCUGUUCGUACACCAACUGGAUUGACGCUGAAUUGUUGAAACUCAAUUUUGUUUCUGUAGACAAACGAAACAAUAUGGAAAACUGAACGAAAUAUAAUUAUUGAAAUGAA